AAAAAACAGUUGUUUUCUCAUCGUCUUGUCACAGCCGAGCAGCGGUUUCUUCCUUUUUUUUUAUAAAAAAAAAAUUAUAAUACACGUGAGUCCUUGCACUCUACACAAAUAAUUCUGCGUGAAAUUUUAAAAUCAACAAAAAUAAUCUUAAACAAUAAAAAAAAAUCAUAUUACAAGCAACCAAAUUCAAGACAAAAAUUCCAACACACAAAAAAAAAAAAGAGAAACAAUUCACAUUUUUUGAUUGUGCAAAAGAAGGGCGUAAUAGAAGAAGAAAAAAAAAGUUUUGCCAAAUCGAAGUCCACGAAGGAAGAAAUGCUAAUUCCAGCAGCGAACAACUUCGCCAAACAAAUUGUCUAAAGACUAAAAAACAAAAUAAAUUCCUAAUCCACCAGCAGCGACUUGCUCCACUUCCAAAUCAUGAAUCGCAAAAGUCUCUAUGUCACCUUCGUGGACUCACUCGGUCCAUAUCUGAAAAUCUGUGGACAAUUGAAUCCAGAUGCAAUGCGCAUUGUACGCACCAAAAUCCAGACGGUGUUGCCAACGUGCUUCACGACGAACGCUUGCAACAUGCAGGCGGGGGCCAUGUGUCUGGCGAAGCGCUACGACGAGAUCUGCCGAGCUCGGAUUACGGCUGUGAUGAAUGCGGAAAAUGUGCUCCAAGUCGAAUAUAUCGAUUAUGGUUAUAUGGUUCUUGUUAAAGCCAAUGAGGUGUUCAUUCCACAAAUCCCAGAUACUCUGGAACAAAUACCUCCAUUAUGUUCGACUUUUAUUAUGCUUGGUGUUCUAUCCGAGUGGAGCAAGGACGAUCUACAAGAAAUCACUCGAUUAAUUGUACAUCAAAAUCUUGAGAUUUCAAUUGAUAUGGAACUCAAUCAAUUCAAAUUCAUUCAAAUGAAAUGGAGAGAAUUCAAUUUCGCCGAAUAUCUUAUACUUCAGAAAAAACUCGGCGCACCAGUCCAAAAUGAGAUUCUACGUGAUAAUUUUAUUCGACUUAUAAAUAAGUCAUUAUAUACUAUGCCACCAGCAGCGCAAGGAAAUACGCUUAUGAUAUGCAACAACAAUAACAAUAAUAUAUCCAUGUAUACUAAUAGAGAAAUUAUAUUUAAAAAUCCUGUACGACCAACAACUUAUUCAACAUCAAUGAACACUUCUGCCAGGUAUCCAAAUGCAUUUGGUAGCUUCCAUUCAAUACCUCAAGGAGGCUAUGUACAACAACAGCAACAACCAACCAUCCGGAAUCCCUACACAAUGCCAACAACAAAAGAUCUUUCCCCAAGGUACAUUCGACCAACUCCCCCUGCACCAUUGGAGGCACAGCGUUCCCCCAUGAAACGUGGCCAGGCAACAUUCAAAUCAAACACAUUAGCCGUAGGUAACACCUACGAAGUGUGCUGCAGCUUUGUCGAGAACGGUCCGUGUCUCUUCUCCGUCCAACUGAUGACCGAACAAAGUAAACUUACCGACAUGAUGACUCGCAUAGAAACUGUACAACUCAAACCGUUCUCUGACAAACCAACUCUCGGUACAGCUUGCAUUGCUCGCUACUCCGAAGAUGGUCAAUUGUACAGAGCUCUAAUAACGGGAGUCCAACCAACUGCAUGCAAAGUUACUUACAUUGAUUAUGGCAAUGCUGAGAUUGUCCAGUUUCGUGAUCUCUAUGAAAUUCCCGAAGAAUAUUUAUCAAACAAAGCUUUUGCUAUACGAUUUACACUCUCUGGCUAUAAAGAACUCGAACCUAUAGAUGAGAGUUUGAAGAAAGCCUUCAAGGAAAUGGUACUCUUUAAGAAUUGCACUUUGAAGGUGAUGCCGCUGGAGGGUCCCCCACUUGUGCAAUACUGUGAAUUGAAAGUAAGUGAUAAAAAUGUUUUGGAAACACUGAGACAAAUUCAGCGCUGCCGGUUGGUGUUCCCCAAAGCUGAUGGACUUGUUAACAAUGAUGUUGUUGAGAUUCGUUACAUAGACUCGCCGAAACAUUUCUAUGUUCAAAAGAUCUCCAACAUUGAGGAAUUUGAAAAAAUGAUGGAUGAUAUGUUUGUGUAUUACAACAAGAAGCAAGUUGUCCCCAAUCAUCUAUCCAUUGGUACACCCUGCAUGGUCAAAUAUGAUAACGAAUGGUAUCGGGCUGAAGUUAUGCGAGCCGAUGGCAUGACAAUUGUUGUGAGACACGUUGACUUUGGUUAUGAGCAAAAGGUCACGAAGAAUCUCUUGAGCACUGUAUCCGAAAAACAUUUGAAACUGCCUCGUCAAGCGAUUCAUUGCUGCCUCAAGGGCUUCGAAAACAAUGAACUGACUCGAGAUUUAGCAACAGUUCAGUUUGAAAUGUUGGCAGAAGAAUCAAAUCGUACUCGGCGUUCAUUUACGGUUAAGGUAUUCAGAGUUCAACCGAAUGGUGCUUUUCUAGUCAACCUUUGUACGAAAGAUUUAAAUGUCAUGAAGAAGCUUUACAAGUUGAGUAUGCCAUUUGAUCAGUAUAUUUCCAUGGAAAAGGAUGAAUUUAAUUCAGUUCCAAAUGGUCAUGAGAAGCGACCUCAGCAUCAACAACAAUCACAUCCACAACUUGCUAUACAACAGCAACCGCAGCAGCAACAACAACAACCAAUGCAACAUCAACCUUUAGAAGCAAAAAAAUCAGGAAAUUACUUAAAUUCUACAGCAUUGCCGAGUGGCGAGGAGCGAUAUGCUAACCGGAACUCGCAGGCUAGUAAUAUGUCGUCCAUUGAAUGGGAUAAGAAUAGUCAGAGCUCUGUUGAAAACAGAGACUCAAGGUCGAGUUCCAGUGAGCAUAAAACUCGCCGUUAUCCACAGCAUCAACCAGUGCAAUUGAGAGGAAAUAGAGAUCAGCGAUCGGAUCGCUUGAAUAAGAGUACGAGUUCCAGUGACAAAAGAUCUAGUUACGAUGAAAAUAGAAAGGACAAGACACCAUACAACAAGAAUAAGACUUUACCUCCACGGUUCUUGAAUGCUAAAUUGCAACAGGAAGCUAUUUCGGAAAAUAGACGUCAACCAAAAGGCAACCAACAAAAGGGUCAAGACCGCCCACUCUACUCCGCAGAAGGAAAUUCUCAAUCGAAAAAGCAAAACUCAGCCUCAUCUUCCCAACGUGAUUCGGCUGACGAAAAUGGAAUUUUGGAAAUAACAGUCCUCGAGGAAUACGUUCCAGUGGACAAAGAAUUCGUCAGACAACCAAUUGAUGUACCCGCUCGUGAGGAAGUCAUUAUCUGCUGGUGGAUUUCCCCUCAUCAAUUCUACACCCAUUUAAAAUCUAAAACCCAAGAAUUUGAAAAGCUUAUGAAAAAUAUUCAAGAACACUAUCGCAACAAGCCAAUCAAGCAAAUUCCGUUGAAAGUUGGUGCCAAUGUUAUUGCUCGUUACCGCAAAGAUAAUAUUUUAUAUCGAGCUCGUGUCAUUGCUUGCAAUCAAAUGCUGCGCAAAUACAAGGUUAUUUUCGUUGAUUUUGGCAAUCAGUCUACAGUUGGUGAUCAAGAUAUAUUUCAAGUGGAAAAACGUUUUUCUGAUUUCCCUCAAAUGGCAUAUCUUUGCUGUUUCGAUAAUAUCGUUUGUAAUUAUGAGAACACACAGAUUAUUGAAUGCAUGGAACAGUACUUACCAGUUGGAGCUGGUCUUCAAUGCGAGUAUUUGGAACGCGAAGAGGACAUGUAUUAUGUGAAUAUAAAUGUAAAUGGAGUGUCUUUGAAGCAUUCAAUAGUAAAAGAUGGUUUACUUGCAGAAAUAAGCCCAGAUAUUCGCUUGGAACUUUUGUCAGGACAACAAAUUCGUGCCAAAAUAACUUCCAUCAAUUCAAUGCUCAAUUUUAAAAUUCAAAUCGAAGGCUGUGAUGUGAAUCUUUUAAGUUCCUACGAUGAUGUUCGAUUUGUUAAAUCAAAUCCGGACACAGCAAGGAAAUUUAAAGAAUUCUAUGAAGGAAAAUCCUGUGUGCUCAAUAUAUCACAUUUGACUGAUGACAAAGUUAUAGUUCUUCGACCGUUGCUUCCAUUACUUCAAGACGACAUAUCGACAAUCUACAUUUGCCCAAUUCCAUUGAUUUGGGAGAAAUUUAAUAUACGUGUUGUAUACGUAAGCUCCGUACACCGGCUUUACGGACAUCUUAUCACAACUGAAGCUGAAAUUGCUCAACUUCUCGAUGACUUAUUUAGUUACUAUGAACAUAAUGGUGACCCUAUUGAUAAAUACCCAAUUGACAACAUGUGUGCCGUUAAAUCCGAAGACGGCAAUUGGUAUCGUGCUAGGAUUUUAUAUAAAAAAUCUGGCGAUAUUAUCAAUGUCCAUUACGUGGACUACGGCAAUAACGAACUAAUCGACAAUACUACGAAAACGAAAAUCAAACGACUCGAACCACAAUUCUACACAAACAACGGAGGAGGACCCAGUGCCUAUGGCAUUGAAUUAAAUCUACCAUUGCGUAGCUUGCAAGACAACAAACAGCAAGCUUUGAUAGAUGAAAUUAAAAAUCUAACAGAAAACCUCGAACUGACGGUGAAAGUGAUCGAGAUGCGACAAAAUCGACUUAUUGGUGACUUAUGCUCUGGUGAUCAGAAUAUUGUGACGAUAUUGAAAGAGAAGGGCUUGACUCGCGGCAGAGAUGUAAAUUAUAUUCGAGGUGUAAUCGACAAAGAACAACCCAAAGUUUUUGAAUACAUUGAAACUGUUGAUUUGACUCUAGAAACUGAUGAGGAAGUUACACUGGUCGCUAGUCCCGAUACAACUAUGAGAGACAAAUUGAGCCAUAAUGAACAACUGGUUAAGAUUGAAAAAGUUGUAGCCAAGGCAAAGGCUUUUGCUGGUUCACCACGUAAAGAAAAACAAACGACGGAAAAAGUUGCAAUUGUUCCGGCAGAGUCUACAACACCAACAAUUGAAGCACCACCGGUGGUUGUAGAAAUCGCAGAACCCGCUGAAGAUCCCUUCAAAAACAUGGAAUCUGGAAUGCUCAGCCACUGCGACAAUCCUGGAAGGUUCUUCAUCCAUCACGACAGCAAGUUGGAUGAGUUACAUAAAUUGCAGGAAAAUCUCCAGAUUAUUGCAAGUUCAUUGCCUCCAUUGAUGAGGAUCCUUAAAGGAGCAAAUUGUAUUUCUUUGUACUCAGUGGAUCAUCAAUGGUAUCGAGCCAAAAUCAUGGACAGCGAACUUAUGGUGGUGCAAUUCAUUGACUACGGUAACACUGACGCUCUCACAGACACUACUGACAUCAAGGAGAUGAGUGUCUUCCCCGACAUUGAAUCGCUAUGCAUCCCUUGCGCUCUUCCAAUAAAACCCAAAGGAACUGCUGACUGGGUUGAUGCCGCCAAUGCAUUCUUUAACGUCUCCUACAACAAAACUAUUCAUUUCGAGUACAUAACCAAAAGUCCCACAAAGAACUUUAUCCGUCUCUUCAUAGAUGGCGUUGAUGUUGCUAAUAAGCUGAUCGAAGAUGGCUUUGCUAAGCCUCUGGAAAUGGUGCGUUCAGGUGAAACAUGCUUCGUCAGCCAUGUGAACAACUUGUCUGACUUCUACAUUCAAAUGGAGCAGGAUGCCAAAGGUUUGGAACUCAUCGAAUCCUAUUUGGCGGACAAUGAGCAGCUUCCAGUGAUUGAAACCUUUACCCAUGGUCUUAUCUGUGCAGCGUUAUUCCCCGACGAUGACAACUGGUACCGUGCCAAGUUAAUGGCAAAGAGAGACAACGGCUUUGAAGUACUGUUUAUCGACUACGGAAAUACAGCUAUAAGUCCAAAGGUUAAGGAAAUCUCACAAGACAUUGCUGAUUUGCCAUUUUUGUCUAAGAAAUGCGCUUUGCAAUUGCCAGAAGACUUGUUGUGCUGGUCAGAUGCAGCAGAAGAAAAGUUCUCCGAUAUCUCGGCUCUGGGCGAAACGGUGUUCGUUGUGGAACUCAAAGAACCAAGUGAUCAUGCUAUUGUGCAUUUGUCAGUUGAUGGCAGGAAUAUUAUUGAAGACCUCGAACCACUUUGCCAGAGGAAACCAUGCUCCGAAGAGAUAAACACAAGUUUCUACACCACAAUGCAAACAUCAAUGAGUGAGAGUUACAGGAAUGGCGUCAGAGAUGCCACCAUAAGUCACUCCAAUUCACCAUGUGAUUUCUACAUACAAUUCAACUCGGACGGCCAUAAAUUAGAUGACAUGACCACAACCCUCAAUGAGAUUGGCAUGAGUAAAUUGGAUAAUCCAGAAGUUGGAAUGCUCUGUGCAGCAGUGUUCCCUGACGAUGGGGCACUUUAUCGAUCCAAGAUUUUAGAGAAUUGCGGAGAGAAUGGUUACCGGGUGGUGUUCAUUGAUUUUGGCAACGAAUCAUUGACUCAAGAUCUUCGUGUGCUUCCAGACGAUUUGCGAUGCAUUAAGGCUUUUUCCAAACAUUGCUCCUUGGAAAAUGCAUCGAAGUUCUCCAAUAUCUCCGCAUCAGUUGAAGUCUUUACAGUUUUGAUUGAUGAAUGUGGUGGCAUUGUAAAAAUAGACAUUGUAAAUGAUGAAUGUACUCCAGCUAUUGUUAAAAUGUAUGCUAAUGACGAAAAUAUUUGCGAGAAACUCAACCGAUUACUGGGAAUUGAAGGCAAUGCUGAGGAGUCAGCUGUAAAAGAUGCACUAGUCAGUCAUGUAAUCUCGCCGAACGAGUUUUACAUACAAUUAAAGUAUGAAAGAGUAGAGUUGGAGAGGAUCUCUAAGGAUUUAGAGAAAGCUGGCGAUUCAGCGAAACUGGAGAAUCCCAAAGCAGGUGAUUUGUGUACUGUUUUCUGCAAAGACGAUGAGGUAUAUAAUCGUGGAAAAGUCAUAAGGAAUGUUUCUGGCGCCGACUAUGAAGUGUUUUUGAUUGAUUUUGGAAAUACCGUCGUAGCUGAUGAUUUGAGGGUGAUUUCUCAAGAAUUGAAAGAUCUUCAAGGCAUUGCAAGAAAGUGUCGCCUACACGAGAUACCAGAGGGCGAUGAAAUUGCUUUAAAGGAACAGUUUACCUCGAUUUUAGAAGGUUACUUUGGAGACAUUUUCCAAGUUGAAGCGAUGUCCAAUGACGAUGAGUUUAUAUCUGUCAACUUGUCAAUAAGGGACAAGAAUAUAUCGGAAGCACUCAAGGUUGCAUUAGAAAAUGGCAAGACAGAAAUAGAACCUGUAUCUUUGGAUGAAUGUCGCAAGUGUACUGUGAUUCAUGUCACUUCCCCCAAUGAUUUCUACAUCCAAUUCAACGAUGAUGGACCACAAGUUGAAAAAAUCACAGAAAGUCUUAUGGAUGCAUAUAAUUUCGAACCAUUCGAAGAUGUCCAAGUAGGAGCUAUAUGUAUAGCUCAAUUCCCAGACGAUGAAGCCUUUUAUAGGGCAAAAAUUCUUUCCGUUCAUGAUAAAGACUGUGAGGUAAUUUACCUCGAUUUUGGCAAUACAGCUGUUACGGAUCAGCUUCGUAAAAUACCCGAUGAAAUGCGCAAUAUUGAGCCAGCUGGAAAACACUGUGCUCUGGAAAAACCACCCGGCGUGGAUUUCUGGUCGGAUGAGAUAAGCUACCGCUUCAGUGAACUUAUUGAUUCACGUUUCAGUGAAACAUUCCAAGUUGAGGUACUACGGAAAUCCACAGAUCCUCAAUUAGUCAGGUUGUUCUAUCAGGAGACAAAUAUAUUAACUGAGAUUUUAAAUAAGCCCUCCAGCAAGGGCAACAGUGUGGAUGAUAAUAAUUCCAAGGAUGGAGAAGAGACUAUUCAGUGAAUAGCAACAACAGGCUGGGACUCAUAAAUCGAACAGCAAAUACAAAACUGUUUUUACUAUGAAAUUAUAAAACAGAGUAUGCAGGUGGUUUGCUGUGAUUAAAAAAUUGUGUUGCCAUCGGCGUCGGUGUCGUCGUCGAUCGCCGCACUUACUCUCGAUCACUUUUAUUGUCUUCAAAAUACAUAAAUCAAAACGGACGUAGAAUGUGUCCUUUUCUUCUGUUUCUGUUUAUAUUAUUAUUAUUAUUAUUUUUUCUUUUUAUAACGAAAAUAGUUGUUAUCUUGUUAAUUUUUUUAUUUUCUUUUUUUUUUAAUGUGAGCAAAUUCGAGGCGCCAUGUGAAUGUUAAACGGCGGCAACUAUUUAUUUUUUAAGUGAGGUGUUGGCGUUAAAGCGAUAAUUGGUGCUAACAACAUCCUCACUGUGUUACAUUAAUUUUUAUUUAUUAUUUAAUCGAGAGAAAAUCUUUUUUUCUAGUUUAUGAAGAUUUAAUUUUUUUAUACAAAAAAAAAAAAAAUUAUAUGUAAUGAUAUCGAAAUGAAAU
Molecule: messenger RNA, 8240 nt
Organism: Episyrphus balteatus (marmalade hoverfly)
Lineage: Eukaryota; Metazoa; Arthropoda; Insecta; Diptera; Syrphidae
Gene: tud
Product: maternal protein tudor
Exons: 10
Coding region: 421-7698 (2425 amino acids)
Source: RefSeq, a predicted model, not a curated record